AUGAAGACCUCAACCAUCGCCACCAUCUUUGCCGUCAUCACCAUGGCAGUUGCUGUUCCCAACGCCAAACCCAACGCCGACCCUCAGGGAUCUAGCUGCCGCACCAACGACCCCAACCAGAAGUGCCACCCUCCUAGGGCUGAGGCUCUUGCCGUUCGCGAGCCAGAGGCCGACCCUCAGGGAUCUAGCUGCCGCACCAACGAUCCCAACCAGAAGUGCCACCCUCCUAGAGCUGAGGCUCUUGUCGCUCGCGAGCCAGAGGUUAUUGUCGUCCGUGAGCCAGAGGCUGAGCCAGAUGCCGACCCUCAGGGAUCUAGCUGCCGCACCAACGACCCCAACCAAAAGUGCCACCCCCCUAGGGCCUAA
Molecule: messenger RNA, 366 nt
Organism: Pyrenophora tritici-repentis Pt-1C-BFP
Lineage: Eukaryota; Fungi; Ascomycota; Dothideomycetes; Pleosporales; Pleosporaceae
Source: RefSeq, a predicted model, not a curated record